UUCCAGCUACUAUGGAUACAUGCAUUUAAAAUAAAUUUAUUAUUUUUGCAAUAUGUCACAGCUAAGUGAUUAUAGUUUUGUCGUCAGUAAUGACCCCAAAAUGGCUGACCAAUUCACUGAACAGCAAGUAGAAGAGUUUAAGCAAAAAUUUAACCUUUUCGACAAAGAUCAUGAUGGUUUGAUCCCAACUAAAGAUUUGGGUACCUUAAUUCGAUCAUUAGGACAGAAUCCUACAGAAGGGGAAUUAAACGAUCUCAUUAGUGAAAUUGAUAGAAAGGACGAAAAAAUCGAUUUUCCAGAAUUUUUAACCUUACUAGCAAUGCAGAUGAAAAAUGCUGGAGACGAGGAAGAAUUGAGGGAAGCUUUCAGGAUUUUUGACAAAGACGGAAAUGGAUAUAUUUCUUUGGAGGACUUGCGGCAUAUUAUGACAACUUUAGGAGAGAAAAUGUCAAUGAGAGAGGUCAAUGAAAUGAUGAAAGAAAUGGAGGUCAACGCCGAAGGUCAAAUCAAUUACGAAGAGUUUGUUACUAUCAUGUGGUCCAGAUAAUAUUUAUUUUUAUAUACUUAUAUAACAUACAUUUACAUGUGAUUAUUUGUUUUAUUUGU
Molecule: messenger RNA, 606 nt
Organism: Psylliodes chrysocephalus
Lineage: Eukaryota; Metazoa; Arthropoda; Insecta; Coleoptera; Chrysomelidae
Source: the annotation of a GenBank genome assembly